This is a messenger RNA of Parnassius apollo (apollo), 1212 nucleotides long. The record is from the annotation of a GenBank genome assembly. NCBI's taxonomy places the organism in Eukaryota, Metazoa, Arthropoda, Insecta, Lepidoptera, Papilionidae.
AUGCCUAUGGGCGUGGAGGUGUCUGGAGACAGGCUAUUUAUCACCGUGCCCCGGUGGAGGUCCGGGGUGCCAGCCAGCUUGACCUACAUCAACCUAAAAGAUAACUCAACAAUGUCUCCAAAACUGAUACCGUACCCGAACUGGGAAGCACAUACUCCAAGAGCUGACGGCAAGCCAGAGAUAGUAUCCCCCUUUAGAAUACGGGCUGACCGCUGCGACCGUCUUUGGGUGUUAGACAACGGCAAGAUUAACAACUUAGGGAACGGCACGAUGAAAUUCCCUCCAGCUCUUCUAAUUUACGAUCUUAAAACUGACAAUCUCUUACGAAGAUACACUUUCCCACAGGACCAAGUGAAAGAGGAGUCCGGCUUUGUGAAUAUCGCUGUAGAAGACCGCGAUUGCAAUGACACGUACGCAUACGCCGGUGAUGUUGGAAAACCAGGCAUUGUGGUUUACUCAUGGGCGAAGAACGAUUCGUGGCGGAUCACUCAUCAUUUCUUCCAUCCCGAUCCCCUAGCCUGCGAUUUUAGCGUCAAAGGCUACAACUUUACCUGGACCGAUGCAAUAUUCGGCUUGGGCUUAUCCGGACCAAACCCAGACAACUACAGCACACUCUACUUCCAUCCAAUGGCAAGUUACAAUGAGUUCGCGGUCUCCACAGAGUAUUUAAGGAACCAGUCGGUAGCUGACAGCAAUUUUGAAGCGUUCAAAUUACUUGGCAGUAGAGGGCCCAACGCUCAGUCUAGUGCCUCAUUCGUCGAUCCCAAAACGGGUGUUUUGUUCUAUUCCUUGGUCAAUCUGAACGCAGUGGCGUGCUGGAGGACGACUAACAAAAACUACAACAUGAAGAACCAGGGCCGGAUUUUUAUGAACGAUGAAACUAUGAUCUACCCUACUGAUAUCAAAGUUGAUUACAAUGAUAGUCUUUGGAUAUUGUCCAACAGGAUGCCGAUUUGGAUGUACGGAAAACUGGACCCUAACGAGGUCAACUUUAGGGUGUUUUACGCGCCAGUACUGGACGCAAUCAGUCACACAGCUUGUGAUAUCACCCCGAGAUCGGAUAUACUUGAUAAGUUUGUGAAUAAAGUAAAGAAUGUAACAAACAAAAUAGCUGCGAAGAUUAAUCCCAAUUCCAGCGCUGCCACUUCUCCGUUUUCAUUGCUUGCCACUCUGGUCUCAAGCUGGGUUAUAGCUUUGACGAUUUCUUACUAA